AUGAGCCUAAAAGAAACCCGGAAACAUCGGCCGGAGAGGAAAACGCGGCGGAAAGCAGCGCGGGCAGCGUGGCAGCGCUUAAAAGCGAAGAUCGCGAAGGCGAAAAAGCGAAAAAGCGACAGCUGCCACCGGAAAGCAAAGCGGGACGAUGAUUGGUUCGUGGCAUGUGAUGCAGAGGACCCUGCGUGCGAUGUGAUGUGGAGGACCGUGCCGUAUGAUGUGCUGGCCCGUGUGGCGCGAUCGGCGUACGUAGAGAGCUCGCUCUCUACGGCGGUCAUGCUUUGGCAGGUUUUGCGAGGUAAGGUGCGGGUAACCAGGGCUCUGCUGCUUAUGGCUGUGUCACGCAGAUGGACAGAGCGAGAGGAAGUAGCAGGUCGCAUCAAUCUGGCGAGCGUAUUGAGCGUGGCUCAGUGCGUUGCUUGUUGGCAACGGAGGGCUGUUCUGCGCGACAGGCGGAAUGGCAGAAGAAGAGUGUGUCCCGAUGAGAGGGUGUGGCAUCCGGCAGGCUGGGCUGCAGACGUGUGUGUUAUGGUGAUGGACUUCAAAGCAGUGUUGCUGGACAUCGAAGGGACGGUCUGUCCGAUCGCGUUUGUGAAGGAGGUGCUAUUCCCGUAUUUCUCAGAAAAAGUGCCACAGCUAGUGGACUCGCAAGACGCUGCGAUUGUGGAAUUGCUUGCGCAAUUCCACAGCGAGGAUGUCGUUUCGCACAUCCAGCAGCUGGUAGCCGCUGACGUGAAAGAUCCCGUGCUGAAAAGCUUGCAAGGGCUCGUGUGGGCGCAGGGCUACGAGAGCGGCGAGAUCAAAUCUCCGGUUUACAAGGAUGCUAUUGAAUUAAUCAUAAGAAGGGGCAAUGUGUAUAUCUAUUCAAGCGGAUCGGUCAAGGCGCAGAAGCUUUUAUUCGGACACGUUCAGAAUCCGGGUGAGUGUGGUACCGGCACGCAGCAAGGCGGCGAGGCGGCCGCGCUGGAUCUCCAGCCGUAUAUCAGCGGUUACUUCGAUAUAACAACCUCUGGCGCAAAGACAGAUAGACAGUCGUACAGAAACAUUGUGGCAGCGAUUCCUUUCGAGGCAUGCGAAGUUUUAUUUAUCAGUGAUAACGCUCUGGAGUUGGAUGCGGCAAUCGAUGCAGGCCUACAAACAUGUUUGGCGCUGAGACCUGGUAAUGCACGUGUGCAAAAUAUCUCCAAAUACCGUUCGGUAGAAGACUUUAGAAAAUUGUAA
This is a messenger RNA of Zygotorulaspora mrakii, 1221 nucleotides long. It is a transcript of the gene UTR4, whose product is annotated as putative acireductone synthase UTR4. Gene Ontology annotation, molecular function: acireductone synthase activity; magnesium ion binding. NCBI's taxonomy places the organism in Eukaryota, Fungi, Ascomycota, Saccharomycetes, Saccharomycetales, Saccharomycetaceae. The record is from RefSeq and is a predicted model, not a curated record. The coding region runs from base 1 to 1221 and encodes 406 amino acids. The transcript has a single exon.